Messenger RNA from Syngnathus typhle (broad-nosed pipefish), 973 nucleotides. RefSeq names its product olfactory receptor 10A3-like. Gene Ontology annotation, molecular function: olfactory receptor activity; G protein-coupled receptor activity. The record is from RefSeq and is a predicted model, not a curated record. NCBI's taxonomy places the organism in Eukaryota, Metazoa, Chordata, Actinopteri, Syngnathiformes, Syngnathidae. Gene Ontology annotation, cellular component: membrane. The transcript has a single exon. Gene Ontology annotation, biological process: G protein-coupled receptor signaling pathway. The coding region runs from base 59 to 973 and encodes 304 amino acids.
CAUAGACGGUGUCAAGUAACAGGUUGUUAGGACUCACAAGGACGUGGAGCAUGUAAGGAUGCCCAACCUAACGCUUCCUCCUUACUUUAACCUCACAAUAUUCAUAAACAUCGGCCCGUACCGCUACCCUGCGCUGGCGGCAUGCCUCCUCCUCUACGUCUUCAUCGUGUGCGCCAACUGUGCCGUCCUGGUGACCAUCUGUCGCGAGAAGACCCUUCACGAGCCCAUGUACAUUUUUGUGGCCAGCUUGUCAAUCAACGCCGUCUACGGGUCUACGGGCUUCUUCCCCCGGUUCCUGCUGGACCUGGCAUCCGAUGUUCACCUGAUCUCCCGCGUGGCCUGCUACGCGCAGAUCUACUUCAUCUACACGUACGGUGCCAACGAAAUGACCACGCUGUGCGUCAUGGCCUACGAUCGCUACCUGGCCGUGUGCCAUCCGCUGCACUACCACACCAGGAUGACGGUGAAAAAGGCCCUGAGGAUGGUUGGCUUGGCGUGGCUCAUCCCCGUAUUCAUCUUAACCACGGCAAUCUGUCUGUCCGCAACGGUGCCCCUUUGCGGCAACGAGAUCCACAAGGUGUUUUGUGCUAACUGGAAUGUAGUUGAGCUCUCUUGCGUGUCCACGAUGGUCAGCAACGUGGUGGGCUUGCUAGUGACAAUUUGUACCAUUUUCCUCCCGCUGGCCUUCGUUCUCUACACAUACACGCGCAUUAUUGAGAGCACCUGGAGACGCUCUGCAAAAUUCAAGGGCAGAGUUUUCCACAGCUGUUUGCCACACAUGAUCUCCUUUGUCAUUUUUUCCAUCGCCAUAUUUUGCGAUAUAUCCUUGAGCAGGUACAAUGUGGAGGAGAUGAAUUCCUUCCUUGCCAUCAUUUUGUCUUUAGAGUUUGUGAUGAUUCCGCCAGUUCUCAACCCCCUGGUGUACGGGAUGAAGCUAUCAGAUAUACGUAGACAUAUCUUCAAGAUGCUGUGA